This is a messenger RNA of Somion occarium, 1045 nucleotides long. The record is from the annotation of a GenBank genome assembly. Lineage: Eukaryota; Fungi; Basidiomycota; Agaricomycetes; Polyporales; Cerrenaceae.
GUCUUCCUCGGCAACGGUGCCUUAUUUCUCGGAUUACCAUACGGGGAUGACCAUAUAGACGCCCGGAACUUGCGAAACGCGCUUCAACUUGAACUCAGACUGCUCAACUCGCUCGGGUCGUUCAACAUCGUCAACGUUAGGCUACUCUGUCAACUUUCUUAAUCGACACACAAACGUUCAAAUAGCUAUGGCACCCUUCACACUGAUUUCUACCAUUCCAACGUACAUUACUCCUGAGCAACAUCGAGAAGUCAUCGCCUCAACUCCCGCUUCCUUUACCGACAUCCCGCCAGUUCUCCACCACAAGGAAGAAAACGUCUCCAUAACUAUCGACCCCCCACUCGAAGGUUUCUCGGCGGAAGACUGCGCAAACGGAACGCUCUACGUGAUCGAGAGCGUCCUCAUCUUCAUGUCCUCGUCCGGACGUGGCUUCCAGAUAGAAUACCCUGCUAUCACUCUACAUGCGAUCUCUCGUGCUGAGUCGGGACCUUCGAUAUACUGUCAAUUGGACGAAAAUGCAGGCAUCGCUGCAGGAGAGAGCCAGCAACAAAAUGUCGAUGAGGAUAGCCCCAUGAGGGAAAUGACAAUCAUCCCAAAAGAUGCAUCUGCACUGGAACCUAUCUUCGAGGCACUUUCACUAUGCGCCUCAUUACACCCAGAUCCUGCAGCAGCAGACGAAAUGGACGAGGACGAUGACGCGUUCCUCGAUGCCGACGCGUUUGAGCCAUUCUCAGGAGACAAUGACCAGGAGCUCAGUGAAGUCGGGAGGGCUGCCUUGGCACAUAUGGAAAGUAUUAUCUAUGAUCCGUUUCAGGAUGCUGAGGAGGAGAAUGGUGCGCGUACCAAUGGGAAGAGUGGUGACGAGAGUGCAGGAUCGGAUAUUGAGCAGGAGAAGAAGAGAGAGAUGUCAAGUUGAUAGUAUAAUCAUCAUGGAGUGCUGACAAAAAAAUGUACAAUACAGUCUGUAUGUAAGACGUGACAUGUACAAGCGUGCUAGGAAAGGUAAAAACAAUAUAAACAACAACAAUCCUCACUUCUGCGGGGA